Messenger RNA from Acanthosepion pharaonis, 924 nucleotides. NCBI's taxonomy places the organism in Eukaryota, Metazoa, Mollusca, Cephalopoda, Sepiida, Sepiidae. The record is from the annotation of a GenBank genome assembly.
AUGGCAAGGCGGCAUGUUAACCUCUGCACACUAGAAUCUCUAAAUCUAUUCAUAUCUAUCUAUCCUUUUUUUCUCUUUCACUUCAAUUCUCUCUCUCUGUCUGCUUGUCUCUCUCUCUCUCUCUCUCUCUCUCUCUCUAUCUAUCUACUUAAGUUUCUUCAUUUCUAUUUUCCUAUCUGGCUGUUCCUAUCCAUCUAUAUCAGUCUAUUCAUUUCUCUCUCUCCCCCAUUCUCUCUCUCUCUCUCUCUCUCUAUGUAUCUAUCUAUUUCAUUUUCUUUAUAUAUCUUCCUAUAUCUGUGUCUGUUCCUAUCUAUCUAUUUAUCUAUCUAUCUAUCUACACUUCCUCUCUAUCUCUUUUCUUAUCUAUCUAUCUAUCUAUCUGCAUCUCAGUUCAUCUCUCUCUCUCUCUAUCUAUCUAUUUCAUUUUCUUCAUAUCUAUCUUCCUACUUAUCUCUGUCUAUUCCUAUCUAUCUAUCUAUCUAUUUCAAUUUCUUCAUAUCUAGCUUCCUAUCUAUCUCAGUUCUUAUCUAUCUAUCUAUCUAUCUAUCUAUCUAUCUAUCUAUCUAUCUGUCUGUCUGUCUGUCUGUCAUUCUAUUUAUAUGCAUCUCAUUUCAUAUCUCUCUAUCUGUUUCAAUUUCUUCAUAUCUAUCUUUCAAUCUAUCUCUGUCUGUUCCUAUCUAUCUAUCAUUCUAUUUAUAUGCAUCUCAUUGCAUCUCUCUCUCUCUCUCUCUCUCUCUCUCUCUCUAUCUAUUUCAAUUUCUUCAUAUCUAUCUUCCUAUUUAUCUCUGUCUAUUCCUAUCUAUCUAUCUAUCUAUCUAUCUAUCUAUCUAUCUAUCUAUCUAUCUAUCUGUAUCUUUCUCUCUCUCUGUACCUUUUCUUCAUGCUAUUUUGUUUACAUACCUGUAUUUAUCUGUAGCAGACUGA